Messenger RNA from Phycomyces blakesleeanus NRRL 1555(-), 246 nucleotides. RefSeq lists its product as hypothetical. The record is from RefSeq and is a predicted model, not a curated record. Gene Ontology annotation, cellular component: cytoplasm. Bases 1 to 246 code for a protein of 81 amino acids. The transcript is spliced from 2 exons. Lineage: Eukaryota; Fungi; Mucoromycota; Mucoromycetes; Mucorales; Phycomycetaceae.
AUGUGGGGGAAACUCUUUCAUUUCUCAGCAGACGCAGUACUCAUCUCUGCAGUACUUGCUGGCAUUAGGCGCAACACAGGAUUGCAACCUUCUCUUUCAACAAUUGAGAAUGAAGACGUGCGCACAUAUGCCCAAAAGUAUCUCAACAUAGGUGAAUGGGUACUGGAUUCCGGAAUUGUGUUUAUGAACAACUCAUCCUACUUUGAGCGUAACAAUAACCAAGAUGGUGGUAGCUCUAAGCGUUAA